AUGCUGGCCAAGUCUCUUUUCUCAUCCUCCCUGGCCGCUGUGGCGCUGCUGUCGCCGUCGGUCUCGGCCCAGGACAAUUCCAACUCCACUGGCCCUGACGCCGAUGGCAAGUACUGGCUCUACGGCAACGGCAUCACGGCCUCGUUCAUACCCUACGGCGCCUCGAUCUCCAACCUGUUCAUCCAUGACCAGUACGGAAUCGUCCGCGACCUGGUGGGCGGCUUUGACAACGCCACCUAUUACGGCAUUGACCGCCAACACCCGCACUUUGGCGGUGUCCCGGGCCGGUACGCCAACCGCAUCAAGAAUAGCACCUUUGAAAUUGACGGCACUUCGUACAACAUCCUGCCCAAUGAGAACCCGGCGCCGGGCCACCCCGCCGGUGUCGACACGCUGCACGGCGGCCCUGACGGCUGGGACUGGCGCAACUUCACGGUUGUGUCGCACACGACCAACAGCAUCGUCUUCAAGAUUGUGGACCAGGACGGCGACCAGGGCUUUCCUGGCGAGGUCGUUUCGUACAUCACGUACACGCUCGGCGACCACACGUGGAACUUCAAUAUGCUGGCCUUUGCUACCACCAAGAAGACGCCCAUCAUGCUGAGCAGCCACACGUACUGGAACCUCGACGGCUUUGCCAACAACGAGACGAACCUCGUGCUGAACCACUCGCUGCACCUGCCGUACAGUGGCCAGCGUGUCGCCGCGGAUAACAUCCUGAUCCCGACGGGCGACAUCCUGGCCAACCAACCCGGCUCCCUCAACGACUUCUGGACAGCCCCCAAGCAGAUCGGUGCCAACUUCUCCAACCCAGACCUGCUCGGCAACUGCGGCUACAACUGCACCGGCUACGAUACUUGCUACCUCGUCAACCGCGACAAUGACGGCCAGCAUGGCUGGCGCGACGAGGACAACUACGUCGCGCGCUUGCACUCGCCCUGGUCUGGCAUCCAGCUCGACAUCUACUCGGACCAGGAAGCCUUCCAGGUCUAUUCGUGCGGCGGCCAGAACGGAUCGAUGGCGCUCAAGAAGACCCAGGGUCUCUUUGGCAACAACGGCUCCGCCCCCAAGUUCCCGCGCACCAUUCCCCAGUACGGCUGCCUUGUCUUGGAGGUCGAGGACUGGAUCGACGCCAUCAACCAGCCCGAGUGGGGUCGCCAGAGCAAGCAGAUCUUUGCGCCUGGCGAUGCGCCGUUUGAGCUGCAGGCAACGUACAAGUUCAGCAUCAACACCACGACGACGCCAGCGUAA
Messenger RNA from Sporothrix brasiliensis 5110, 1251 nucleotides. Its product is annotated as aldose 1-epimerase. The transcript has a single exon. The record is from RefSeq and is a predicted model, not a curated record. Gene Ontology annotation, biological process: beta-D-galactose catabolic process via UDP-galactose, Leloir pathway; glucose metabolic process. The coding region runs from base 1 to 1251 and encodes 416 amino acids. Gene Ontology annotation, molecular function: aldose 1-epimerase activity; carbohydrate binding. NCBI's taxonomy places the organism in Eukaryota, Fungi, Ascomycota, Sordariomycetes, Ophiostomatales, Ophiostomataceae.